Cetraspora pellucida is the source of this 255-nucleotide messenger RNA. The record is from the annotation of a GenBank genome assembly. Lineage: Eukaryota; Fungi; Glomeromycota; Glomeromycetes; Diversisporales; Gigasporaceae.
AUGGCUGGUCAUAAGUAUGAAUCCAGAAAUGAUAAAAAAUUAAAUAUUCUUUCUGCUAUAAAGUUUAUUGUUCAGGCAUGGAAAGAGGUAUCAUCAGAAACAAUAUGUAAUUGCUCCUGGCAUACAAAGAUUCUUUCAGUUGUUCAAAAUAACGAACCUACUAAUGAUAACAAUGAAAAUGAGUUAAUUGAAGAAAUGCAAGUUCCAACUAAAGAUGACAAUAGUGAAGAGGACAAAGAUGACAGAUCUAAGUGA